Tilletiaria anomala UBC 951 is the source of this 2960-nucleotide messenger RNA. RefSeq lists its product as uncharacterized. The coding region runs from base 290 to 2896 and encodes 868 amino acids. The record is from RefSeq and is a predicted model, not a curated record. The transcript has 2 exons. NCBI's taxonomy places the organism in Eukaryota, Fungi, Basidiomycota, Exobasidiomycetes, Georgefischeriales, Tilletiariaceae.
GUGGCUCUCCUUUGUCCUCGACACGCUCGAUGGGCAAUGCUCGCAUCUCAGCCGGGGCCCACCAUCUCUGAUCUCCCCUGCCCCCGCUGCUACCGCCGCCGCCGACGUCGACGGUCUACCCUCUUCUCUUCCGUCGUAGUCGCCGUGUCGGUCGGCAACUCGUCUCGUCGCGGGUAGGCCUCGAGAGAUGCACUCCAGCCCCCCUCUCCCCACUCCUGCGAGUCUUCUUCUUUAGUGAGAGGACACGAGCCUGGCUACUUGCAGCCGACGAGACCCCAGAUCAACCACAAUGACGGCAUCCACGAGCCGCCCAGGCUCUCCCGUGCCCGUGCCCAUACCCAUGCCCUCCGCCUCAUCGCGCCUCUACCUCUCAGUCGACUGCGGUGGGUCCAAGACAGCUGCAGCCGUUGCGGACGGCCGCGGUGUCAUCCUCGGCCGCGGCCUCGGCGGCGCAGCCAACUACACCGACGUCGGUCUCGGCAACUUCCUCCGCAGCGUCCGCAACACCGUCGACGCGGCCAUGUCCGCCGUCGCCGCACACGCAUACACACGCACCGCCCAGUCGCCCGAUGACGAGGCGGCCAUCGUCAGGGACAAGGCGAUGCAGUGGAGCGCGCAGAGCAAAGCGUGGCGCCGACAUCGUUACACCGCGUCGACGGGCAGCGGCACCUACGUUCAUGAUGGCGGGACCGGCGCCUGCAACAGCGUCGGCGACGGGCACGCGGCCCCCGAGCCGUCCUCUUUCGAUGACGAGGGUUCCGGCGCCCCGCGUUUCUCGUUGCCCAUUUCCAACUCAGUCCUGUUCAGCUCACAGCAGCAGCAGCGGCACGCGCGACCGCCGCCGCCACCCCCGCUAAUCUUCGAGGCGGCGUGGUUCGGCAUCGCGGGCGUCGACUCGCCCGCGGACGUCAUGCGCCUGUCCCCUCACCUGGCAUCACUCCUAUCGCUGCCGCACCCAUCACCGCGGCUCAUCGUUGCAAAUGACACGUCUCUGCUCGCGGCACCAGUGCACGACGCCGCGUUCCCGGGUACCCGCACGGGCGUCGUCACUAUCGCGGGCACCGGCAGCAUCGUCAUGAGUUACCGCCCAGACCAGCAGGGCGGCGGCCUGCGUACCAUCGGCCGCGCCGGCGGCUUUGGCUGGCUCCUUGGCGACGAGGGUAGUGGCUACGCCGUCGGACGAGACGCCGUACGCAAGGUGCUCGAACAGGCCGAUCGCGAGCGCAUACAGCGUGAUUACGCCAUGCACGCGUCGUGGCACGAAAAGGCGCCCGGCCUGCAACCACAGCCGCAGCAACAGCAGCAAGCUCCUUCUUCAUCAUCCCCCACCGCCACCGCAGCACCAGGACCAGCAGCCAAGCGUCUGGGGCUCGCGGCCAACGGAAGCUCGACGUUCAGCGCGUCCUACCCGAGCACGUCAUCUGCGACGACGGCAUCGCUCAACAUCCCCGAGCGCAGCCUCAAGCUCGCAGACAUGUCGCAUGCGCUGCGCGAUCGCAUCUUACAGGCGUGGGGCCUGCUGAGCACCGACGGUCUUUUUAACGCCGUGUACAGCGCCGCGUCACCCCAGCUCGCCACCAGGGUCACGCAGGCGGCCCCCCGGGGUGUGAACAGCCCCGUUGCGACAGCCAAGGCUCCGCCGCUAGGAGACGCGGAGGGUGCCGACGACAACGAUAUAGGCGGCAAGGCCAAAGGCACUGCCGAACCUGAUGUACCGGCAGGGUCCGUGCCGAUUGCCAUUCCGGGAGGAAAUGGAGGAGCAGGGCAAGGACACGACACAGCUUGCGAACAGGUCCGCCUGUUCCCAACGAAAGACUCUGCGCAGCUGAUCCGCGCCAAGGCACCCGAACACAUCAAGCUGGACCUAUCCGAGCGCCUGUCAUCCAAGAUGCUACUCCCGCCCGAUGCGCCAGGCGUCGAUCUGGAGCUCGAGCGCAUGCACUCGCCCGUCCCGCCGCUCAGCACGUCCCGGCCUGCCACGCCGGUGAGCAGUAGCGAAAGCGAGGCGAGCAGCAGCGAGGGUACCAGCGGUGCUGGUGAUGCCAGAGCUGAGCUCGGCGAUGGGCUCGUCGAUGACCAUGACCAUGAUGAUGAUGCGAACAUAUCCAACGUGCUCGCUGGAGCAGCCAUCGUCGGUACUGGCACGGCCGCUGCAAGGGCAAGGGCAGACGCGCUCGCGACCGCGCAUGGACAGCAACAAUUGCCAAGUACGCGCCUGGGGUCCUCGGGCAUAGCAGCCGACAUAACCAGUUCCAGCGUCACCACGACGACGACCAAUGGGCAUGCGAAAGAUGUAUCCUUAACCCCUACGAGCACGACCCGCCGCCUGACGCUGCGUCGUCGGCACUACGGCCGCGGGCACGGCCAGGCGGGCUCCAGCGACGAUGCGAAGAACAUGGACCUGGCGGCUACCGGCGAGCGUGCGCAGCAGCAGCAGAAUCACAAGCACACAUUGUCCAAUGGUUCUGCCCAUUCACAAGCGCAGGCGGAAGAUCUACAUGCGCACGACGAGUGGUCGGAUUCGUUUCAAGCGCGCAAGCACCGCUUGGCCUCACUGGCGCCCAUCGUGUUCCACCUCGCCUUCAACCGUGACGAUGCGCUCUCGCUCGAGAUUCUUCGUUCGCAGGCGCGGCAGAUCGCGCUGCAGAUCCUCGACGUUGUCCGACCCGACGGGCCGUCGCACUGCCAUCUGUCCACCGACGAGAGCGUGCUGUGCAUGGGCGGCAGCCUGUUCGGCGUCGAGCGGUACCAGCACCUGCUGAUCCAGGAACUCGCAAAGUUCAAUGUGCACUUUGCCAGGCAUGUCUUCAUCCACGACCCUGCGCGGGGAGGCGCGACGGCGCUCGCGUGCAUCUGGGAGGACAAGUACAAGCAAACUGAGACGGCACAUGGUUAGACAGAGAUUAUCGAUCGUUAGGAUUGCAUGUUGUAGUGUAGAAUGGCAAAUUACUUUACUCCUC